This is a messenger RNA of Helianthus annuus (common sunflower), 803 nucleotides long. Its product is annotated as ethylene-responsive transcription factor ERF017. Gene Ontology annotation, biological process: regulation of DNA-templated transcription. The record is from RefSeq and is a predicted model, not a curated record. The transcript has a single exon. Gene Ontology annotation, molecular function: DNA binding; DNA-binding transcription factor activity. The coding region runs from base 5 to 592 and encodes 195 amino acids. NCBI's taxonomy places the organism in Eukaryota, Viridiplantae, Streptophyta, Magnoliopsida, Asterales, Asteraceae.
UAUCAUGAAACCUGCUGGUGAGUCCGAAAGGAGGAGCGACGAGGCUAAAUACAGAGGAGUUCGCAAGAGGAAAUGGGGGAAAUGGGUGUCCGAGAUCAGGCUGCCCAACAGCCGCGAUAGGAUCUGGUUAGGCUCCUACGAUUCACCCGAAAAGGCUGCUCGUGCUUUCGAUGCUGCUCUCUACUGCCUCAGAGGCAACACCGCCAAUUUCAACUUCCCCGAUCAGCCUCCCAACAUUCCUGGUGGCAGAGACCUUCACCCGUCCGAGAUACAAGCCGUAGCUGCGCACUUUGCAAACUCCUACCCAUCUGGGUCAGGGUCAGCAUCAGCAUCCGCAUCCGCAUCCGCAUCAGCAGCAUCGUCGUCAUCUCAUGUGUUGCAAGAUUCCACCUCCAUGGAUUUUAUGUCAUCACAAUCCUCAUUUCUCAUGGAGGAUCAUAAUAAUAAUAUCCCAGAUUUUGGGAUUUUUCCAGGGUUUGACGAUUAUUUCAUGCCCAUUGAGCAGCAGCCGUUAACGGUUGAUUACGGAUCAGAAGAGGUGGUUUAUGACGGAGUUUACUCACACGAUCCAUCCUUCCUAUGGAACUUUUAGUAAUUAAUAUACAUACAUAUAUAGUUAAGUUGUAAUGUAAUAGGAAUACUUGAAGGGAAUUUUUUAGGUGAUGAAGUUGCGCAUAUGUAUAUGUAUGCAUGGAGAUAUAUGGAGCAUGUAUGUAUGUAUGCCUCCGUUCUCUUUUUUAGCUUCUGCCCACCAUCUUUUUUAUUCCCUCCAUCUUAAUUCGAUCAUUUCUUGUAUUCCAGCA